Messenger RNA from Drosophila gunungcola (fruit fly), 3059 nucleotides. RefSeq names its product protein no-on-transient A. Gene Ontology annotation, biological process: regulation of DNA-templated transcription. Bases 98 to 2422 code for a protein of 774 amino acids. The record is from RefSeq and is a predicted model, not a curated record. Gene Ontology annotation, molecular function: RNA binding. NCBI's taxonomy places the organism in Eukaryota, Metazoa, Arthropoda, Insecta, Diptera, Drosophilidae. The transcript has a single exon. Gene Ontology annotation, cellular component: nucleus.
ACUAACUUCUCUCACUUUCUUCUACCUGGCAACACUUCCAUCGGUGUUUUUUUGCUAUAGAGCAUUUUGUCUGAAAAAAGAAAAUUUUUUUUUUGCAAUGGAAGGUGCAGUUAAGAUUAAUAAUUCUAACAACGCCUUGCCGUUGCCCCAGCGCCAGCAGAGGGGUAAUCUAGCUAAUAAGAAUCUCGGCAAGCAUACAGCCCCCAAGCAAAACGCCGCCACUGAUGGCAAUCCUGUUGAAAAAAAGGCACGAUUCGGGCCGCCGAACACCCAGAAUGGCGGAGGAGUAGCCGGUGGUGGUGGUGGCGGUGGUGGUGGUGGUGGUGGCCGCGGAGGAUUCGCCGGGAACCGCAACCGUGGAGGAGGAGCUGGCGGCAACCAGAACCGGCAGAGUUUCCAGGGUGCCAAUAAUGCUAAUCAGAAGCAGACUAACGAAUCGCCGAAGCCGGUUGCGGGCAAUGUGCCCGCAAAGAACAAUGAACCCGCUGCUGCCAGCCCAAAUCAGCCGAAUCAGAAUGCCGGCCAGGGUCCGGGCACUCAAGGCAAUCAAGGAAACCAAGGAGGCCAGGGUAACCAAGGCGGACAGGGCUUCCGAGGACGUGGUCAGAACCAGCCGAACCUGAACGCUAGCCAGGGAAGUCAAGGAGACCAAGGUGGUGCCGCCAAUCAGGGGGGACAAGGUAAUCAAGGAGGUCCCGGCAAUCAAGGUGGACAAGGCUUCAGAGGACGUGGUGGCGGUCAAAACCAGCCGAACCAGAAUGCUAACCAAGGAAAUCAGGGCGAUCAAGGAGGCUCUGGCAAUCAGGGAAACCAAGGAGGUCAGGGCUUCAGGGGACGUGGUGGUGCCCAGAACCAGAAUGCUAACCAGGGACAAGGCCUGAACCAGGGCCAGGGAAAUCCAGGUGGUCAGGGCAAUCAAGGAGGUCCAGGAAACCAGGGUGGCCAAGGAGGCCAAGGCAAUCAAGGUGGACAGGGCUUCAGAGGUCGCGGCGGCGCUGGCCACAACCAAACUAUCGGCGGCGGUGGAGGAGGAGGAGGAGGUGGUGGUGGUCAACAGCAGCGUGGCAACCGCGGAAACCGCCCUGGAGGACAAGGAGGACUGAACAACACCAUGAUGGGCGGCGGUGGAGGUCAACGCGGCGGCGGCGAAGACUUCUUUAUUGCCCAACGCCUGCGCAGCCUGGGCGGACCCACCAUUGAGCUGCCGCCCAUUGAGGUGCCCACCGAGACCAAGUUCUCUGGCCGCAACCGCCUGUACGUGGGCAACCUGACCGGAGACAUCACCGACGACGAGCUGCGCGAGAUGUUCAAGCCGUACGGCGAAAUCGGUGAGAUCUUCUCGAACCUGGACAAGAACUUUACAUUCCUUAAGGUCGACUACCAUCCUAAUGCCGAGAAGGCCAAGCGCGCCUUGGAUGGCUCAAUGCGCAAGGGACGUCAGUUGCGCGUCCGCUUUGCGCCCAACGCCACCAUUCUGCGUGUGAGCAAUCUAACCCAGUUCGUGUCCAACGAGCUACUGUACCAGUCCUUCGAAAUCUUUGGACCCAUCGAGCGCGCCAGCAUCGUUGUGGACGACCGUGGCAAGCACACCGGCGAGGGAGUGGUGGAGUUCGCCAAGAAGUCCUCCGCCAGCGCCUGUCUGCGCCUGUGCAAUGAGAAAUGCUUUUUCCUGACUUCUUCACUGCGUCCGUGUUUGGUGGAGCCGAUGGAGGUAAACGACGACAAUGAUGGCCUGCCGGAGAAGGCGUUGAACAAGAAGAUGCCGGAUUUCUGCCAGGAGCGAAGCAUCGGACCGCGCUUUGCCGACAUUAAUUCGUUUGAGCACGAGUACGGAUCGCGCUGGAAGCAGCUGCACGGCCUGUUCAAGAGCAAGCAGGACGCUCUCAAGCGUGAGCUGAAAAUGGAGGAGGACAAGCUGGAGGCCCAGAUGGAGUAUGCCCGCUACGAGCAGGAAACCGAACUGCUGCGUCAGGAGUUGAGGAAGCGCGAGGUGGACAAUGAGCGCAAGAAAAUUGAGUGGGAGAUGCGCGAGAAGCAGGCCGAGGAGAUGCGAAAGCGCGACGAGGAGACCAUGCGUCGUCACACGGGCGAGAUGCAGAGCCACAUGAUCCGUCAGGAGGAGGAGAUGCGCAGCCGUCAGCAGGAAAACUCGCUAAUGAGGCAGGCACAGCAGCUCAAUUCGCUGCUUGAUCAGCAGGAGGGAUUCGGAGGCGGCAGCAACUCUGGCUUUGACAACUUCGGGCCCGACUCGCCAUUUGAAGUUUUUAGAAACAAUAACACCAACAAUUCCACAAUGGUUGGAAACAAUGCUGGACUUGGAGGACAGGAUAACCUGGAGGCUUUCGAGUUCGCAGCUGGCGGAAAUCAACGCGGCAACAACGUCGGCGGAAAUAGUGCUCCAUGGGGACGCCGGCGCUUUUAGACAAUGAAGACACUAUACGUAAUGUUAAAUCAUACCGUAAUCUCAUUGAUUGCGCUCUACAUUUGACUUUUUACUCGCCCACGAGUGAACAACAUGAAUUUACACAAAGGGAUCGUGUAAGCGAAUGCAUUCACAUUUAUAACAUUAUUUGAUUUAAUAUUUUUAAAUAUACAUUAAUCGCCUAUCGGUCUCAUCAAGAAAUCCACCAUGAAGUAAACAUAAGGAACGGACAAAAAACCUUAAGAAAUACACAAUCCAAAUCGGCAUGCUAACAUGAUGUGUAGUAUUGUAAUGAACAACAAUUAAAAUUUCCAAUCAUCUUUUAACCAUUACGUACAUCAAUUUAAUCAUAACGAUAAUUUUAGAUAUAUGUAGUAAUUAUCUCCAAUAACACGAUUACUUUUUGUCUAUCAUUCGCAUUAAAUAUAUGAAGGUAUGACUGAAAUUAUCAAUGUCUAUUCGUGGAGAAUUAGGAUAAGGGGUCUUAGCAAGUAUAGGUAGUUGGCCAACAUUGAUUUGAAUUGGAUUGUAUGAGGGGCUACCCAUCUUUAAUUUGUUCUUAAAUUUCAGUGUAUUUUUGAUCUGCAACUAUGUCUACUGAAUAAUUUUAAAUAAAAACGGCUCUGAUACUCAAUGA